GCAAGUAGUGGAUGGAGUAAGAGUCUGCUGUCCUUUGAGCAACAAGUCAGCGCCCGAUCUCAGCGCCUGUGCAUCAAGUCCGCGCGCUGGUAGCGUGAAGGAGACCUGACCUGCCCCACUUGCAUCAUCAGCUCAUAAGCGUGCAGGCGUGAAGACCUACAUGUCUGUAUACUGUCCUCAAGUCUACUGCUCAGUGUUUGUGCCGUGCCGUGAAAUGACCGAAGUGAUGAUCAGCGGUACUCAGAUGGAGGACAUGCGGCUCAGCCCCAGCAAAGACUGCCUGCCCUUCCAGAUCUUUCCGGAUCCUUCGGAUUUCGAGCGCUGCUGCAAACUGAAGGACCGCCUGCCGUCCAUCGUGGUGGAGCCCACGGACGGAGAGGUGGAGAGCGGAGAGCUGCGCUGGCCUCCGGAGGAGUUCAUCGUCAGCGAGGAGGACGAGGAUGAGGAUGAAGAGGAAGAGGAAGAGAGCAAUGGGAAGGCACAGAUGGGACAAGUGCAAAAUUCUCAGCACUAGAAAGGACUGAAGUGACUUUUUUUUCCUCACACAAAUACACACACAUCCUGGUUUGUAUUCAUCUGAAAUCUCAAAGGAUCAUUUCAAAAGUCCUGGUUUUCUCCCUUUCCACCCUGAUCUAAAACCUGGUGCUAAAUUGAAGGACAAACGAGCGCUCCUACUUUGAGAUGAUAUAUGAAUAUGGCCCAUUUGCUCACUAAACAUGACAAAACCCACAUUGCAUGUUUCCUCAGAACCUCAAUAUGUACCCCCUGAUCCCCCGUUGUUUACAUACUGACAAACCUUCUUGUUCGUCUUUGUUCUCAACUCAUAAAUACAUGUACAGCUCUGCAUAUGCAUAUAAGUGACUGAGGAGGCCUUUGGUUCCUGAUCUUUUGUAGACUUUUCUGUCCAGUCCUGUCAUUUGUUGGCCACUCAGAACCAUCAGAGAAACCAAGAAAGCCAUGUUUGGCCCACCUGCGAUUCAAUGGAUUCAUUGGAACCAGUGUGUCUUUUUUCUUUCUUUCUUUUUUUUCUUUUCUUCAUUGGUUGAAGUGUUAUGAUGCUGGCUAGAUUGGGUCUAGCAUUGAUGGCCUGUGGAAUGUGAUGAAUUUCAGACAAGCAAAAGAAAGUAUGAGUGCUGGAAAGAUGAGCACUGGUGGGAUCGCUCAAUCUGAGUUUGCAUCACUUGAAAGCCAAUCGGAGUGUUUAUAGGGGGCAUAUUUGCAUAGGCAUGCUUAGAAUCGAAGCUGUAGAUCGUGUUGGAUCAGUCAUUUCAGUCAUUUUACUUGGUCUGGGUUAGCCUAGCCUGGGCCAGACAUGAUCUCAUGAUGAGAAUUACGCAUCUGGGGACAACUUGUUAAAAUUUUGGUGUGACAAAAUCUGCCGCAAAGAAGGGUACACCCACUCUGACACAUCAGGCUCUUUUUGAUGUCCUUUCAAUCAAUACAUGCAAAACCAGCUAGCUGGGAAAUGCAAUUGGUGGCCAAUGGAACCACUUUGUCUUGCCUAUAAUGUAUUGUUUGCACACACAUCACAUCUCUUAUACUAUAAUUGUUUAUGGGGGACUUUUUAGCCUUGCAAGCUUGCAUUACUGUCAUGGACUAACGGCAGGCUUGGUGUUGGGCAGUGGUGCACUGGUCAACACUGGUCAACACUGUCCAACACUUCGAUAUCCACCUUCACGUGGUGUUUUAAUUGGUUUAGAACCCACAUUUGGUUUAGAACACACAUCUCCUGGUUGUCCCCAGAUGCUAUUCCAUUCGUAUUCUCGCUAUCCUUUUUCCUUUCUUUGGAACUAUUUCACUCUCCAUCUAAUACUGUAUGUAAAUAGUAUUUGUAUGCAGACAUAAUCUAUUUCACUGUGAAUAUCCACAAAUUAUCGUGUGUCUUUGUACAUACCAGUUUUCUUGUCCGGUAGCGGUUGAGUGGCGGUUCAAUUAGACACAUGGAGGUAAAUAAUAAAAUUAAUGCCAUUUUUUUCAUCAAAACGCUUCCUUUUCUCUACAGUCAUUUCUUUAUGGGAGGUGAUUCUGAGACAUUAGCCGACCUGUAUUUCUCCAGACAUUGAUUUGAGUCUUCCUGCUUCCACUGGGGUGUCAGGAGGGGGUUAUUUUAUGCACACUGAGAACCUACCUGGCCCGGCCUUUCUUUUUUUCCUCAAGCCAUCCUAAUCCCUCAGUGGAAAGGUCCUGAAGGGUCACCUUGGCACUGAGAGCACCUUGUAUAUUGACACAUUGAGACGGGACAUCUAGCCUUUUUUUUGCAUUUUUGUUUCUUUUUGUUUUUGUUUUUUUGUUUUUCUACGUCCUGACUGUAUAGAGGCUUUCAUGUAAGUCAUCCGUCUGUGUACGUGGGGGUGUAUGUGUUUUAAGGUUGAGGGUCUCCUCUCCUUUGUGUGAACCACCUGUAGAUUUGUUCGCUCUGUAUUUGUGUACAGCUCAGGGAGAAUAGCUGCCAUUUUUUUUUUCUUUUUGUUCUGUUUUCUUUUGAUCUUGGUCUUGAUUUUUCUCUUGUUACCACUUUUCUCUGUAACAGACAGAGGUUGUAAAUAAACAUUUUGAACGUAAUUUACAAA
Messenger RNA from Colossoma macropomum (tambaqui), 2570 nucleotides. It is a transcript of the gene lbh, whose product is annotated as LBH regulator of WNT signaling pathway. The transcript is spliced from 3 exons. Gene Ontology annotation, cellular component: nucleus. Lineage: Eukaryota; Metazoa; Chordata; Actinopteri; Characiformes; Serrasalmidae. Gene Ontology annotation, biological process: positive regulation of DNA-templated transcription. The record is from RefSeq and is a predicted model, not a curated record. The coding region runs from base 161 to 514 and encodes 117 amino acids.